ACGCAUGACGAAAAGGGGCUGCUUAAAAAAUACGACAAGGAAGUGGACAUUGAGGAACGUCGGCUCAAUCAUACUGAAAAGAGUAAAAUACAUAUAUUUAUUUGUUAGAUCUUGAAUUUUGUCGUAAGGGUCGGGAGGGUACAGUCGGCUCGGACUUACCCGGAAACCCGCUGCUGGCCAUUUUAGCUGCAAUAACAGCGGAUACAGCGAUGAACACAGACGUGGAAUUUCACAUCAGGCAAAAUUAUCCGUGGAACAAGCUGCCAGCCAAUGUCAAGCAGAGUCUUGGAAACUCACAGAGGGAGUAUGACAAGCAGGUCUUGCUGUACAGCAUACGAAACCAGCUGCGGUUCCGCAAUAACCUGGUCAGGCACGUGAAGAAGGAUGAGCGGAACUACUACGAGGAGCUGCUGAAGUACAGCCGUGAGCACCUGAUGCUGUACCCGUACCAUCUGUCCGACAUCAUGGUUAAAGGGCUGCGGGUCACUCCCUUCUCCUACUACAUCAGCAUCAUGGAGGACAUUAUGAACAGCGAGAAGAGCUACGACUCUCUGCCCAACUUCACUGCUGCUGACUGUCUGAGGCUUCUCGGCAUUGGGCGGAACCAGUACAUCGAUCUGAUGAACCAGUGCAGGUCAUCCAAAAAAUUUUUUCGGAGAAAAUCAGCAAGGGACCUUCUGCCAGCCAAACCAGUGGAGAUCUCAGUGGAGCCGUGGUGGGUAGCGCAAACCGGAUACAUCACCGAGGACGACAUAAGGAUCUGUUCUUCAGCGGAGAAGAGGGCCAUUGAUAAGAUGAUUGAUUCCGGACCCCAGCUGGCUGGAUCUAUGGAGUACAAUGUGGUUCUCAGUCUGUAUAACAGGGGCUUUAUAUACCUUGAUGUACCCAUAUCUGAUGACAGCUGUAUAUCAGUGCCACCUCUGGAGGGGUUCGUCAUGAACAGGGUCCAGGGCGAUUACUUCGAGACUCUGUUGUACAAAAUCUUCGUAUCCAUUGAUGAGCAGACCAACGUCUCUGAGCUGGCGAACGUGCUGCAGAUUGACCUGGGCCUGGUGAAGAAUGCUGUGUCCAUGUACUGCCGACUCGGUUUUGCCAUCAAGAAAGGUCAGGUGAUCAGCCCUGACCAGCUGCACCCGUCAUGGAAAAGCGCUCCCUCUGUCAACAGACUAAAGGGCACUAUGGACCCUCAAAAGAUGCUGCUAUCCUGGGAAGGAAGCAGUCCAGUAAUGGAGGCUGGUUCCUCCGCUACAGACACAGACACCACCAGUUUGGAGGACCAAGACGCCGUGAGCGUGAGCAGUUUAAGUAUUCCUGCUGCCCCUACCAAGAGAAUCGCCUUCCUGUUCGAUUCAACCCUCACAGCCUUCCUCAUGAUGGGCAACCUUUCCCCUAAUUUAAAGAGCCAUGCAGUGACCAUGUUUGAGGUGGGGAAGCUGUCGGAUGAGACCCUGGACAGUUUUUUAAUGGAACUGGAGAAGGUGGAGAGCACUGCUGAAGGAGAAGCUCAGAGGUAUUUUGAUCAUGCACUUACCCUCAGGAACACAAUACUAUUUCUGCGCUACAACAAAGAGCUCACUCCUGAUCAGGGCCCCGACAUACCAAAUAUAGGCCUGCCUCUGGACCUCCUCCGAUGUGAGAGUCUGCUGGGAUUGGAUCCUGCCACCUGCAGCCGGGUGCUGAACAAGAACUACAAGCUGCUGGUUUCCAUGGCGCCGCUAAGCAACGAGAUCCGGCCAAUCAGCAGCUGUACACCUCAGCACAUUGGGCCAGCAAUCCCCGAGGUCAGCUCCAUUUGGUUUAAGCUGUAUUUGUACCAUGUGACUGGCCAGGGCCCUCCUUCUCUGCUGCUGUCCAAGGGCUCUAGACUACGGAAACUACCAGAAAUCUUCCAGGCUUAUGACCGGCUCCUCAUCACGUCCUGGGGUCAUGACCCUGGUGUGGUUCCCACGUCAAAUGUCCUCACCAUGUUGAACGAUGCCUUGACUCACUCUGCGGUGCUCAUACAGGGUCAUGGCAUGCAUGGUCAUGGGGAAACGGUUUAUAUCCCCUUCCCUUUCGAUGAAGAAGACUUCAAAGGAGAAUUCUCCUAUUCCAACAUGUGUGCUCACAAGGCCCUGAAGGUCCUGCGUGAAAAAGUGGAUCUGGAGCACCAGUGUGGCUACAUUACAAUGUUAAACUGUAACAACAGGAACCGCCGCAGGCCUAGUGACGCAGAUGCAGCCGGAGAACCCGAGUUUGGUACAGGGUUUGAUGCCAACGGGAGCAGCGAGUCUUUUGAGCUGGUUACUGAGGAGAACAACGGGGACGGCAGUAAGAAGCAGGGAACAGAGGGGUCUUCCUGUGAGGAUGAGUGGGUUCCUCUGGAGCUGUGCUUUGGAAUGCCGCUGUUCAGUUCAGAGCUAAACCGUAAAGUGUGCGAGAGGAUCGUCUCACACAAACUCUGCAGCAAAGACAGUCUUCAGGAGCUACUACAUUCCAGUCGAAAGCUGUCCUUGAAAGUUCUGAGCUUUGUCCAAUCAUUCCAAGACUGUAACCAUUCCAGUGACCCGGACAGUGGGGUAUCAGGGCCUCUCUGCCAGCCGCCGGCUGAGACCGGUGUCCCCCUCCCUGCCAUAAACCUCCUCUUUAAGGACGGGCAGCUGAAAGAGUGGAGCGGCCGAGCCCCACCUUCCCUCCAGCUCUCCAGCAUACAAAGAGACCAGCCUACAUAAAACCACACCCCCCACCUCUCUCUCACUGUCUCUCUCUCUCUCUCUCUC
Molecule: messenger RNA, 2759 nt
Organism: Hemibagrus wyckioides
Lineage: Eukaryota; Metazoa; Chordata; Actinopteri; Siluriformes; Bagridae
Gene: fam91a1
Product: family with sequence similarity 91 member A1
Exons: 24
Coding region: 210-2711 (833 amino acids)
Biological process (GO): intracellular protein transport
Cellular component (GO): trans-Golgi network; cytoplasmic vesicle
Source: RefSeq, a predicted model, not a curated record